CCGCGGCCCGUAACGGCCGGGUUUGAAUCCGCCGCGCGCCGCCCCCGGCAGCACCGGCACCGCUCCCACAGCGCCCGGGCCCCGGCAGCACCGGCACCGGCAGCGCCGCUCCCCCCGGUCCCGCUCCGAUCGGCCCCGCUCCUCCCGUCCCGUCCCGGUCCCGCCAUGAGCGCUGCGGGUGCGCGGCCGUCCCGGGCGGCGGUGCCGGCGGAGGCGGCUCGCGGAGGCUCCGCGGCGGCGGCGGGCGGCAAGGAGGUGCCGAAGGUGCUGGUGGACCCGCGGACGCGGCGCAGUUACCUGCGGGGCCGCUUCCUGGGCAAGGGCGGCUUCGCGCGCUGCUACGAGCUGGCCGAGGCCGAGAGCCGCGAGGUGUUCGCGGGCAAGGUGGUGCCCAAGGCGCUGCUGGUGAAGCCGCACCAGAAGGAGAAGAUGUCCAUGGAGAUCGCCAUCCACCGCAGCCUGGCGCACCGCCACGUCGUCGGCUUCCAGAGCUUCUUCGAGGACGCCGACUUCGUCUACGUGGUGCUGGAGCUCUGCCGCCGCAGGUCGCUGCUGGAGCUGCACAAGCGGCGGAAGGCGCUGAGCGAGCCCGAGGUGCGCUACUACCUGCGCCAGACCAUCCUGGGCUGCCAGUACCUGCACAGCCACCGCGUCAUCCACCGAGACCUCAAGCUGGGCAACCUCUUCCUCAGCGACGACAUGGAGGUGAAGAUCGGUGACUUUGGCCUGGCCACCAAGGUGGAGUACGAUGGCGAGCGCAAGAAGACCCUGUGUGGGACUCCCAACUACAUCGCCCCAGAGGUGCUGGGCAAGAAGGGGCACAGCUUUGAGGUAGACAUCUGGUCCAUCGGCUGCAUCAUGUACACUCUGCUGGUGGGAAAACCACCUUUUGAAACCUCCUGUCUGAAAGAAACGUACAUCCGAAUUAAGAAGAACGAGUAUACUAUUCCCAAGCACAUCAACCCUGUAGCUGCUAACCUCAUUCAGAAGAUGCUAAGGUCAGACCCUGCCACACGCCCGACUAUCGACGAGUUGCUGAACGACGAGUUCUUCACCUCGGGGUACAUCCCCAGCCGCUUGCCCACCAGCUGUCUCACCAUCGCACCGAGGUUUUCAAUCGCUCCCAGCGCGCUUGAACUGAACGGGCGAAAGCCGCUGACUGCACUCAACAAAGGACCAGACAGCCCUGCAGUAGAGAACUUGCCUGAAAAAGAAGAUGUAGCUGGGCUGCGGGAGCUAGGAGACACAAUUGCCUGUCAUUUAGCUGACAUGUUACAGCAGCUGACUGCAGUCAACUCAGCCAAACCCUCCGAGAGAGUGGCAGUGAGACAAGAAGAAGCUGAAGACCCAGCCUGCAUUCCCAUCUUCUGGGUUAGCAAAUGGGUGGACUACUCAGAUAAAUAUGGUCUAGGUUAUCAGCUGUGUGACAACAGCGUUGGGGUUCUCUUCAAUGACUCCACUCGUCUCAUCAUGUACAACGAUGGGGACAGCUUGCAGUACAUUGAGCAAAACAACACCGAGUCCUAUUUCACUGUGAGAUCCUACCCCUCUGCCUUGAACAAGAAGAUAACACUAUUGAAAUACUUCCGGAACUACAUGAGCGAGCACUUGCUGAAGGCAGGUGCUAACAUCACACCUCGGGAAGGAGAUGAGCUUGCACGUUUACCCUACCUCUGCACGUGGUUCCGGACCCGUAGUGCCAUCGUCCUGCACCUCAGCAACGGCACCGUGCAGAUCAACUUCUUCCAGGACCACACCAAAGUCAUCUUGUGCCCUCUCAUGGCUGCUGUCACAUACAUAGAUGAGAAACGGGACUUCCGCACGUACAAGCUGAGCCUCAUUGAGGAGCACGGAUGCUGCAAGGAGCUGGCCAGCCGACUACGCUACGCUCGCACCAUGGUGGAGAAACUCCUCAGUUCAAAGUCUGGCUCAACCCGUGUGAAAGCCUCUGCUUAGGUCUUGGUCUUGAUGGAAUCAACAUCAGUGCCAAACUGGCCUGGCUGUGGACAGGGAAGUCUGUUAGCAUCCCUCCUUGUACUGUAAGCUGCCAUCACCUGGCUGGGCUUCUGCUCCUGGGGAUGGCCUAGCUGCCCUCAGGGGAGCCCCGAUGCUGUGAGGAAUGGUCCUGUGUUCACUGUGAGCGGUGCACAGAGGGGCUUCUUGCUCCUCCCUCCCCAUACAAAGUCUAUUUUUUUUAAUUGCAUAUAUAGUCUUUUUUCAUAAUUUCCAAAAGCUUGACUCAGAACAACCCUCUUGUUGGAGGUUCUUGGGCCUUCUGAUGAGACAAAGUGUGGGGUUCUCCCCAGAACUAUCAUGUAAGUUUAUGUGUACAUGUCUGCCUGAUGCUCCAGGCUCGUUCCAUUUUGUAGCAGCGUAACUAAGAUAUUUAACAUGCCCCAGUUGGGACUGAGCAGUCAGCCUUUUAAUACUGAACUUGGUCUACAUGAAAACUAAACUUUUGUAUAUUGCAUAACUUGAUUAAAGAUUGUUUGCUGUAGU
Molecule: messenger RNA, 2499 nt
Organism: Anas platyrhynchos (mallard)
Lineage: Eukaryota; Metazoa; Chordata; Aves; Anseriformes; Anatidae
Gene: PLK1
Product: polo like kinase 1
Biological process (GO): mitotic spindle organization; protein phosphorylation
Cellular component (GO): cytoplasm; nucleus; centrosome
Molecular function (GO): protein serine/threonine kinase activity; protein binding; ATP binding
Source: RefSeq, a predicted model, not a curated record